AUGACUCCGGCAGCUCUCAUUGCCGCCUGUGUCCCGGCGACAUUCAACGGCCUCUCGCUGUUUGGUGCCGAGUUCCUCUCCGUCGACACCAAACUCGUAACCAACUACAGCGCAUACGGCGUGGACGUCGCCCGCUUCACCCAGCCCACCAUCGUGAUCCAAAACGCCACCUUUUGCAACGUCACGCUCUCCUACACGCACCCGGGCCAGGACGACGAGAUCUUUGUCGAGACAUGGCUCCCCAUCGAAAACCCGACCUGGAAUGACCGCCUCCAGGCUGUCGGCGGCGGUGGGUGGCAAGCCGGCCGGUUCUUGCUGUCCUGGGAGACCAUGAAGGGCGCGCUCGGCGACGGUUAUGUGACGAGCACCACCGACGGCGGGCUGGGGAGCGCUGUGACGCCGGAUGAAUGGGCGUUGACGAGCCCCGGCAAUGUCAACUGGUACAAGCUGAACAAUUUCGCGUCUGUGUCGCUCAAUGAUCAGGCCAUCAUCACCAAGGACUUGAUCAAACGCUUUUACGGCAAAGGCCCCGACUACUCGUACUGGAACGGCUGUUCCCAGGGCGGCCGGCAGGGUCUCAUGCUCGCCCAGCGGUACCCCGACGCGUACGACGGCAUCUCGGCCGGGGCACCCAUUCUCUACUCAACUCUCACAGGGACGGGACUGUUCUGGCCCCAGCAAGUGAUGAAUAUGCUCCAGACGUACCCCUACGGAUGCGAGAUGGAUGCCAUCACCGCGGCAGCCGUCAAAGAAUGCGACGGGCUGGACGGCAUCACCGACGGCAUCAUCACGGAUCCCGACGCCUGCCUGGCCUCGUUCGAUCUUUUCAAGCUCGUCCGCACACCGGUCCCCAACUGUCCCCAAGCCGGCAACCGAACCGUCGAGAUCAGCCUCGCAGCCGUGGCGGUCGUCAACGCUACAUGGCACGGCAUGGUCAAGCCCAACGGCGGCGCCCCGGUCUGGUACGGGCCGGGACCCGGCUCACUGAUCAGCGCCGAGGGCGACGGCAUGUUGGUGCUCACGGGGACCGCCGCGACCAACUGCAGCUCCGGGACGUGCGCCAGCAACCCGAACCCCUUGACCACAGGCUGGAUCGAGAAGUUUGGCGCUCUCGGCGACCCCUCGUUCGAUCUCGGCAGCAUGUCGUACACCGACUUUGACGACAUGGUGUACUACGGGCGGCAGAUCUACCGCUCGGCGCUCGACACCGACGAGCCCGACCUCUCGCGGUUCCGUGACGCCGGCGGAAAGAUCAUCAGCUUUCACGGUCUUUGGGACCCCUACAUCCCGCCCUCCGCAACCCUGCACUACCUGCGCACCGUCCGCGCCACCACCACCAACACGCCCUCCUUCUUCCGGCACUACGAGGUGCCCGGACUGGGCCACUGCGCGGGACACGCGAGCGGGCAGCCGACGAGCUUGUUCGCGCAGCUGCGCGCGUGGGUGGAGAAAGGGGAAGCGCCGGGAGCGUCGCCGGUUAAUGUUACCGCGCCGGUGGACGGGACGGUGAGACAGAGGGUGUUGUGUCCGUGGCCGGGGGUGGCGAGGUUUGAGGAGGGGUGUGGGAAGGAGGGGGAGCAGGGGUGUUGGAGUUGUGCGGAGGGGGGUGGUGAAGAGUGA
This is a messenger RNA of Chaetomium globosum CBS 148.51, 1620 nucleotides long. RefSeq lists its product as uncharacterized. The record is from RefSeq and is a predicted model, not a curated record. The transcript has 3 exons. Bases 1 to 1620 code for a protein of 539 amino acids. Lineage: Eukaryota; Fungi; Ascomycota; Sordariomycetes; Sordariales; Chaetomiaceae.